CGUACAGCGUGCAGCAGGCAGGCAGGCAGGCACAAGCCGCUGGGCGCGCAGGAGAAGCCGCAAACGCAUUUGAGCAGCCGCUAUACCUGAGACCGCGCGCAGAGAGCACAGGGCAGCCCGGGGAACUUGAGUGUGCACGAGGCCAGAGAUCCAAAAUGGGAGGCAAGCUCAGCAAAAAGAAGAAGGGAUACAAUGUAAACGAUGACAAGGCCAAAGAAAAGGACGCCACAGCAGAGGGGGCCUCUGCCGAGGAGAGCGAAGCACCGAAGGACAACAAAGACGAGGCCCCGGCUGCCGCCGACACUAAGGAGGUAGCAAACGACACGGCGGCCAAGGAGGCGCCGGCAGCAGACGCUGCAGCGCCCAAAGAGGAGGAAAAGAACGCCACUCCCGCCGCAAAGGAGCCCGAGAAGCCUGCCGCCAACGUCGAGCCCAAAACAGAGGCGCCCAAGAGCGCAGAGCCCGCCAAGGCCGAGGAGAAACCAGCCGCCGCCGCGGCCCCGGCCAAAGAAUCGGCCCCCGCCGCCAAGGAACCCGAAGCUAAAGCCGCGGCGGCACCUGCCCCGGCGGCAGAGAGCAAAGAUGAGGCCGACGCCAAAAAGACUGAGGCCCCCGCGGCACCAGCAGCCAAAGCCGAGGCGGCCCCCGCUGCCUCCCCUGACCCCAAGCCCACAGAGGCGGCGGCGGCGGCGGCAGCUCCCGCGCCAGCAAAGGAGGCCGCCGCAGCCCCUAGUUCAACACCAGCCGCCGAGCCUCCCGCCAAGGAGGCAAACGCCACAGAGGCGCCAAGCAAGGAUCAAACCGUAGCAGUUCAAGAUUAAUGGACAGCUUCUUUUCGGAAAUGAAAAAAAAUAAAAAUUUAAAAAAGUACCUAACUCAACGACGAUGAAGAUUAAAAAAAAAAAAGGGAAAAAAAUUUAAAUUAACUAGCCCACCCAUAUUAUGAUGAUAACAAUAAUGAUAAUAAUUGUAAUGAUAAAGAUUUGAUUGAUUGAUUGAGGAUGGAGGACUGGAGAAACCACAUGGGGAAGUUUCCCACCGCUGCAGAUGAUUAUUGCCAUUAUUAUUGUUAUUAUUUUAUUCUAUUUUUUUCUGCUGUAGUAUUUGAACUUUGAUACGAGUCUGUGUCGGCCACGCGCCUCGCCAUUCCACAUCCAUCAUCCCCCCCCUCCUUCACAUGUCAAGACGCUGACCAUGACUCCCAUCUCGGCUCAGUAGGCCUGCGUUCAAACAUUCUAGCAUCUGUGGAUGCUAGAAUAUCAAAAUUUUGGGGGAAUGGGACAUAGAGGAGUGGGGGGGUGGGGGGAUGUUGAGAAAUCACUUUACCAGCUGGACUUCCCAUUGAAUCUGUCCACUCUUCAGCCCUCCCACUUCCACUCAUCCUCCUCCUCUUCAGAGUAUCAUGCUCUCCGCCUGGUACCUACAAUUUUUCUUAGACGUGAAAUUGUGGUUAUGUCCCUUUUUUUUUUUUUUUAAACCUAUCCCCCCCCUCACUUUUUUUCAUUAUUGUUGAGUUGUGUUGCUACCCAUUUUACUCUUGGGGUUACACGCCACUUUCUCUGUACGGCUAAAAAAAUGGUAAGACUUUAAAUCUUUUGUGAGAGCGAAGAAUGCUCAGGCUUUCUAAGACAUUUCGGAGGUUGAGAAAGGCUGGCUUUUGCAGAGCAAAACACAUUCUUAGACGUAUAUACGUAUUCGUGGGAAUUUUUCAGAUAAACUUCUAGAUUUUGUACUGAAACCCUUAGGUAUAUUGUAAGUGAACUAAGUGGUUUUUUAACAUUUGUAAUACGCUUAUAAAGUCUGCAAAAGCCGCGCUAAAAAAGAUCUCAGUGUUUCUUAGAAAGUCUGGUAGAAGUCUCCGAUCCUCCAACGUAAAUCUGAUGACAAAUUUUAACAGAAUAGGAAGAUUUUUGUUUCAAAAGACAUAUCUACUGCUGACCUGGGUGAGAUAGGCUAGAGUAAGUUAGGUUUUGCUUAAGAAUACCAAGUUGGUGACGUUUACUGCAUCAUUGGGGACGUCAGGAGUUAAGCUCUUUUCUGUGAUUGUCUUCAGUUUCCGGACUGUAUAGCUGGAAAAAAUAAAUAAAAAAUGACUCAAAUCCUUCACUUGCUAAAGUAAAUGUUCCACAAAGUAGACAUAUACUAAGAUAUACUGUAAGUAAAAGUCCUACUUUCUACAUUCUACUUAAGUCGAGGAUUAGCAGCAAAAUAUACUUAAGAAACGAAAGUAUAUUGCAAAAGUAUUCUGAUAUAGUGGACAGUGAUGGAGAGUGUUAACACGUGCUUACCACAUGUUGCAUUUGUAAAGAAAAUCACAAAAUGAGAGGAAAAACCCUCAAGAUUUUGGAAUUCAAAUUUUGCGGGGUUUUGCGUACGGAAAAAUGUACGCACGCCAAUUCGUACGAUAUUCUACGAAAUGAGGCGGCCGCCGGCCGGUCACGCAACACCGGCUACAGAGCUCCGCAAGAUGACGUCGUAUCAGCGGCAGUUGCCAGUUGAGUUUAGCUGACAAAAAAAAGGUGACUGUGAGCCGGGUACGGAGCAACCGCGAGCUGCCGGUGGUUUUCGGGCGGACAUUACAGUUAAGUUCAGCCGACAAGAAGUGAGCGUCAAGCUGCGACGACGAAGUUUUGGCACCAAAACAACUAGUUUUGGUUUAAAAAACACUCCCGACGAAUGAAAACACAGGUUUCGUGGGUGAAAGUUUUUUUUGUUUUUGCCAAGAAGUGAACUCCAGCCCCAGCUUAAAAAUCGCUCUGCGUUACUUUUUGUAGCAUUAUGUACAAAUGGUCCAUGAGAACAGCCCGAUUAUAGCAGCAACAUCAGUACAGCAGUCUGUCCCGUGGAGCCGACCUCACCAGUUUGGUAUCGAUGCAGCUGAAAACACCCAGGUCUGUAAAAUCCGUGUAGCUCCGUGACUCUCAGCAGUCUGAUCCCCGUCAGCAAACCUACUCGAUCUACUAUGGUCCGUGUUCCUGUGGCAGCCGUACGCGACACUAUCAUUAUGGGAUGUAAAAGCCUUGCACAUAAAAAGGGAGCUUCUGAUUUUGUCAUUUUUCACCCCUCAUGCAUUUAUCCUUUGCUUUUUUUUUUUUAAAUAUAUAUUACGUAUCUGUACAUACAUGCAGCGGUGGAAGAAACUUUACUCAAGUUUAAGCAAUAUUACUCCAUGGCAGCUCUGUGUAGUCGCAUAUGCUUCAGUAGAAAAGUAUCCAAGAUAAAAGGACAGACAGGGAAGAAGAAGAAGAAGAAGUUGACUGUUGUCAAGCUUCAGGAUGAGAAGAAAGGAGCUUUUUAUACGAGCUGAAAAGGGAAAAGAAGGAAAUAUGUAUUGUCAGAUUGAAAGAAAGGAGAAACAGAAACAAGGAAAGAGGCGACAGAGAAAAAAAAAUGAAAGAAGUCAACAAGAAAUGAAAGAUGUAAAAAAGGGCAAGAAAUGUGAUAUUUCAUAAUCUUAUCUCAUGAUUAAUGGAAACGUUUUGAACGUAAAUGUCGCAAUUUUAAAAAACACGUUUUUAACGUUGGUUUGGUCAUGAUUAGGUACAAAACCUACUUGGUUAAGUUUAGAAAAAGGAUGGAGAUUUGGGUUAAGUUCAGACGUUACUUUACUUACGGUUACGUAUGUAUCGGAACUUUUACAAAAACAUAGGAGAAAGUCCCUCUAAAUUUAUUGAAGUGUUUCACGAAAUAAGGUCGAGUAAAGUACCAGCACCCUAAAAUUGUAUUUAACUUGAGUGCUUGAGUAAAUGUACUUUCCUAGUUUCCACCUUUGCAUAUAUGUAGGUAAACAUGUAUAUAUUUAAAAUCACCUCAGCCAUCCAUUUUUACAAACUUUUCAGUUUCAUCCAACUGACACGCAGCGUUUUCCUCCCAGCACUUGUCAAACUGUAGCAGAAACGAACACUCGAGGAGCGCUGUGUGCCACUUGGUUCAGUUUUCUUCCUCUCUUGACUCAGUAAAUUGCAUGUCUGUGGUUGGGUGAACCUGUAGUCCUGUCUUUUUGGUCAAGUGAAAAAAAAAAAAAAAAAAAAAAAAAACUUAUUUCUCAGUCUGCAUCCAUCGCAACUACAGUUGAUAUUCUCAUUCUCAUUGUCUCACCACUGCUAUAUUUCCACACCACACGUUCAUUCAAAAACAAAAAUAAAGAUGAUAUGGAAAAUUGAUGCAUUCAAAAUUAUAUGUACUUGUAUAAAUGGUGCAACAGUAAUAAAAUGUAAGAAAUUGACUGAAACUUGA
Messenger RNA from Perca flavescens (yellow perch), 4236 nucleotides. RefSeq names its product brain abundant, membrane attached signal protein 1 (gene basp1). The transcript is spliced from 2 exons. The record is from RefSeq and is a predicted model, not a curated record. NCBI's taxonomy places the organism in Eukaryota, Metazoa, Chordata, Actinopteri, Perciformes, Percidae. The coding region runs from base 156 to 821 and encodes 221 amino acids.